This is a messenger RNA of Spodoptera exigua (beet armyworm), 1026 nucleotides long. The record is from the annotation of a GenBank genome assembly. Lineage: Eukaryota; Metazoa; Arthropoda; Insecta; Lepidoptera; Noctuidae.
AUGGAUUCCGAAAUAGACAUAUUACUGUUCAUCAACUGCACCCAGCAGAUUCUGGGUCGCCAGCAGUCUUGGGAUCAUCUCAAUGUCACUCAGAUCCUGGACUUGUUACCAACGAAGAUCCUUGAGGACAUCAAUCUCAAAAUCACUCUUGGGAACUGUAUGGGUUUGGGCGAAAGACCAUUCAGUCCACCAUGGUGGGUGCAGCUUGCCUGGUUCAUGGUAUUCGCCAUCAUGUUGCUGCUGGCUGUUCUGGGAAAUACUUUGGUCAUCUGGAUAGUUUUGGGCCCGAGCGUACGGCGCGUAGCGUUACGCGCGCGCCUCAAAGAGCCAUUCGACCACCACAGACGGGGCCCUAAAGGGCUGAUGUUCAGCCGGGGUUGCGGGGUAAGCGCAAUGAGGUACCGCGACCUCGGCACAGAGCAGGAGAAGGAACAGGGGGCUCAUCGUCGCAUGAGAACAGUGACCAACUGCUUCCUCGUGAAUCUUGCUUUUGCGGACUUGCUGAUGGCCACACUGAACGGUGCACCAAAUUUUAUAUUUUUGGUGACCGCUGAUUGGCCCUUCGGGUCAGUGACCUGUACUGCAAGCAACUUCACUGCAAACCUUACUGUAUCUGCGGGAGUGUUCACACUAGUGGCUAUCACAGUUGAUAGAUACGUGGCAAUAGUGAAACCUCUACAGCACAGACUUAGUCGUCGAGUAGCGCGUACGGCGCUCUUCACCGUCUGGUGCGCCAGCGCAUUGCUUGCAUUGCCCAGCCUACUCUACUCGGAUACUUAUAAAAAACAGUAUGUAAACGGUGACAGAGAAAUAUGUUUCAUUAAAUGGCCUGACGGCAGCUAUCCAUCGUCGAGAACUGAUUAUGUGUAUAACUUAUUAUUUCUGGCUGUGACGUAUGUGGUGCCUAUGUCGGUAAUGGUGUGGGCGUACGCUCGAAUGAGUGCCGCUUUGAGAGGCCGAGCUAUCGGCGAGUGUACUCAUCAUCAGAUGCAAGUCGUCAGAGCCAAGAGAAAGGUCAGUACAUAG